This is a messenger RNA of Klebsormidium nitens, 573 nucleotides long. The record is from the annotation of a GenBank genome assembly. Lineage: Eukaryota; Viridiplantae; Streptophyta; Klebsormidiophyceae; Klebsormidiales; Klebsormidiaceae.
AUGGCAGAUGACGAGCGGCGGCCGCGGCGGCGCAAGGUGACGGCCUGGAACAUUUUUAGCCCCCUGCUGCGCUUCUUUCAGCUGGCGACCCUCAUCUGCUCUUUCAGCGUGCUGGUGCGGUCGAGCACCAACGGCAUCAACUGGAGGCAGUACCAGGGCUUCAAGUUUCUGCUGUCCGGCACAGUCAUCGCCGCCUUCUGGGCGCUCUGCAUGCUUAUCUACGACCUCUUCCGCCUCUGCCUCGGCCGGGGCCUCCCCGGCCUGGGGGCACUCGCCCUCGUCGUCCUCGGAGAAUGGAUCGCUCUUCUGAUGACAUACGGCGCGGGGUGCGCGGGCGCGGGGCUGACGACGUUCAACGACGAGGGCGCGUUCCCGUUCCGUCAGGCCGCCUGCGAGGGCUCCACCCCCUUCAACAGCUUCUGCGCGCGCACGAAGGCCUCCGUCGCUCUGGCUUUCAUCGCCUUCUUCUUCUUCCUUCCCUCCGUGGUCUGGUCGUCAUCCAAGCUGGCCUACAAAUGCGCCGAAAGGAGAAUAAUUCCCGAGGACAAGGGCAAAGCAGUCGAGAUGGCGUAG